GUUAACGCCGCUCUUUAGGAAAGCGAGAUACGUUUAGUCCGGAAGAUCACGCCAUUGGAACAAAAAGUGCUUCGUCUUGGGACUAGUUUUACGCCAAAAAAGUGAUGUAAUUUCGACUCUACUGAAUAUUCAAUUUGUAAUCAAUGAAUAGAUCAGGACAAUUUUCCAUUAUAUCACUUGGUAGUGUGGACUAAAUCCUCACAUAGUCUCCACACAAAACGGAAAGCCUGAAAAGUUCUGUGGCCGAAAUUUCGGUCACUUUUUAAAUUAUUCGCAAUACCAAGAGGAAAAUGUUAAAAGCCGCAGACACGGCGUACUGUACUUACAGGUUCUCCGCUGUCAACUGCGACGAGACCAUGAAGGACAACCAGAGCGUGACGGGAGGAGACUUGCUCUUGUUUGCUCGAACGUAUGCUUCUUACCACGGCUAUAUAUCCAUAUGUGUGUGCAUAUUCGGAAUAGUCACAAAUGUGUUCAAUAUAACAGUAUUAACACGAAAACAUAUGCGAACACCAGUGAAUUUAAUUCUGACUUGGCUCGCAGUGUCGGAUAUAAUAACUAUGAUGUCUUAUUUACCAUUUGCCAUGCAUUUUUAUUGCAUUUAUCCCGCUGCAAGCAAAUCCAUGGAGAAAAAUAGCCAAAGCUGGAUGGCAUAUAUGAUAUUCCACAUCAAUCUAGCCGCUACAACUCAUACCGUAUCAAUUUGGUUGUGUGUAAUGCUGGCCAUUGUCCGGUAUUUGCAUAUCCGAUCUCCAACAAAAGCCAACUCCAUGCGACUGCAGAGAAUCAAACAAUCCCGGUUUGGAAUUCUGUUUAUUUACGUUUCAUCAGCACUGAUACUCGUUCCAAAUUACAUGAGCAACAAAUUACUUCCUGACGUCCUUCCAGGAAAUAAUGAAACUAUAUAUGUUCUUCGAAACUUGAACCUUGGCAAAAAUGAUACAGAGACAAUGGUGCUUAUAAACGUCUGGGUGUAUGCUUUCACGGCCAAGCUUGUCCCGUGUCUGUUGAUGUCAAUAUUUGGGUCUCUCCUUAUAUACAACAUUCACGUGAAAAUCCGACAAAGACGUAAAAUUUUGCAAAUAUCCGGUGCUAGCAGCCUGCGAUUGUCAGAGCAUUCAAGAACAACAAAAAUGUUAUUAGCCGUCAUUAUUCUGUUUUUAGUUACCGAACUUCCACAGGGUAUCUUAAUAAUACUCAGCGCAUGCGUGGAAAAUUUCUUUGAUCAAGUGUAUCUUCCACUUGGAGACGUUAUGGAUAUCGUCGCUUUGGUGAAUAAUGCGGUGAACUUUAUCCUCUAUUGUUCUAUGAGUACAAAGUUCCGAGAGACAUUCGUUCAUUUAUUCUGUACUUUUCAUCCAAUACGCCGUUCGGAAGAUUCCGGUUAUACACUUACAGAUAGGCUGGCCAAACUGGACUCCCACAGCAAUAACAAUGAAAACAAUCAUCAUCUUAAUUUACUUCAAAAUCAUUUCCGAAAGUUUAGCGCCGAACGUCACGUAGAGAGGACAUAGAGGUCAGAGGACUUUAACAAACUGGAAUUUUAAACACAACGAUAUGUACAGUGUAUUGUAAGACCAAACUGGUUUCAAACAGAUGUACAAGUAGCAUUUAGUACAUUUUUCACUUCUCGAGUCGUAUUUUGUCCAUAAAGUGAAAUGUUCUAUUUUGGUUGUGUUACCAACAUAAUUGUAUUGUUAUUUAUCCUGAUUAAUUUAUCUUUUGGAUAUAGAUAUAAAUCAAUGUAUAGUUGUUUUUUUUUUGUUUCAUGUAAAUUUUAAAUAAAGUGAAGUUACACGUCA
Molecule: messenger RNA, 1802 nt
Organism: Ostrea edulis (European flat oyster)
Lineage: Eukaryota; Metazoa; Mollusca; Bivalvia; Ostreida; Ostreidae
Product: G-protein coupled receptor dmsr-1-like
Exons: 2
Coding region: 291-1514 (407 amino acids)
Biological process (GO): G protein-coupled receptor signaling pathway
Cellular component (GO): membrane
Molecular function (GO): G protein-coupled peptide receptor activity
Source: RefSeq, a predicted model, not a curated record